GCCGUGGCCAGAGACAGGUUAAAAAUGUCAGUAAAGACCCCAGCAAGUUGUGUAGCACAAGCUUUGAGCAGGCGCCCAGGUGUUCCAUCAGGGCCAGCUGCCUUCCUAGCAUUCAGCUUGUUCAGCAUGUCGUAGACAUCCGUAGUGGAGAGUGUGAUUGGCUGCUCAUCGGGAAGAAGAUCUGUCUUGAGGGCAACGAUGUUAUUACCUCGAUCGAAGUGAGAGUAGAAGCUAUUGAGCUCAUCAUGGAGUGAGUCGUUGUGAGCAUAGGGAGUGGUAUUAUGUGGUUUAAAGUCUGUGAUUGUGUGAAUACCUUGCCACAUACGCCGAGGGUCGGAGGAAUUGAAAUGGUCCUCAAUCCGUUGUGUUACAAUUAUCCCUGACAUAUCAAACUUGUAAACCUUAAUAAUACUAAUCAUACUAACCUUAAUAAUACUAAUAAGUCCAACACAGAACUUUAAACAAACUAAUUACUGUAUUUACUCAUGUACACAAUACUGCAUCACACCCCAAUAUAUUUUACGAAAAUGUUAUAAUACAGAUUCACUCAAAUUACAAUCGAUAAUAUUCAAAAUCUCAUUACUCCCUCCUAAAGCCAGCAGUUCUGUAAAUAACUAAAUAAACAAACAAAAAACACAAAAGUCGUUUUAGUAAAACCCAAAUGGGCAACCCCAAAAACACCAUUGCAGACCUGAUCUAACGUUCCCAAUCAGCCCAGAUCACAAAGUAUAUUAGGUCAGUUGUGGUGAAAUUCAACUCACGUGCAAUAAAGUCCGCUGUCCACGUUCUUUCUUCACACGGAUGAAACAGUAGAAAUCCACCAGUCUUUUUCCGUUUGAUCUUGGAUAAAAAAAAUCUGAGUUUAUCUGAUACCUUAAAUCCACUGUAAUCGGCACAGUCGCUGAGUUAGCGAACAGCCUUCAAAGUCCAUGCGUGAAGGCUCCAGAGACGUUCACGGGGGAUACAGCAUAAACAAUGUCACUAAUCAACUGCAAAAUGUUAAUAUCAGACUCACUGUUCGUUUGUCUUUCCGCAUCCCAAGAGAUAUAUCCUAAACAGGUGUUUUACCCUCUUACAUCACACAACAUUAUUUACAGAACGAGUAAGAACUUCUUUAUUUGCUACCAUUUAACAACAAACAUAAUGUAAACAAAAUAUUAUUUAUGCCCAAAUUUUAACUGGGCUACAUGAAGUUUGAUGAGUUUUCUAAAUCCACCUCUAAAGAGCAACCUUUUCCUUCAUACAUAGUUGAUUUCUGAUUUGAGGCUGGACGAUGAGGGGAUUAUGUGCUGGUCUUUUUUCUACAGGGUACUAUACUCCAUACCAACCGUCUGUGGCAUCUAAUAUGACUAAUCCUGUCCAGCAGCAUCGGGCACCACUGGCUCAAGGGCAAGCCUUGUCUCCACUGCUCAAAAGAGUUCGUAAGCAGAUCAGAAUUAGAGACCCCAACCAGGGAGGACGUGACAUUACACAGGAGUUUCUGUCUGGAAUAAACUCUGACACCAGAUCUGUCCAGGAUGUACAAUCUAAGUCAGUUUCCUCUGCCCCUCCAGUGGCAGAAGAAAAGAUUUGCACUGAUUUAGAGGAAGUGGAGCAAAAGGAUCUUGAGAUGCUCCCAUCAAGAGAUUUGGGAUCUGUUACUGAUUCCACACCUAAUGAACUGCCCACUGAGAGUGCUCCUGUGGAAGCUGUGUCUCCUGUCCCAGCUCCAGAAAUUCUUGCUCUGUCUUCAAAUUGAAAGGCUGUUGGUUGAUAUGUGGACAGCUGUGACCUCCACAUAUUAUGAUAUCCUGCAUGAACAAAAUGGGAUGCUGGACAUUGCAAAAUACCCUGCACCUCUUUCUGGUACAUCUUGUGUUUCUUCCCCGACCUUCAGAUCUUUGUUGAAGGCUGGAAUCACCAUCCCCUUUCAUGACCCCGGAACAAAUGUGGCAAAUGUAACAUUUGUACUGACUCUGACUUGUACUGACUCUAUUCUGAUAGAUACUUGUACUGACUCUAUUCUCAUAGAUACUUGUACUGACUCUAUUCUCAUAUAUGUUACAUAUAAAUAAAUAACAGUACACAGUU
This is a messenger RNA of Trichomycterus rosablanca, 2070 nucleotides long. Its product is annotated as eukaryotic translation initiation factor 4 gamma 3-like. Bases 1274 to 1738 code for a protein of 154 amino acids. NCBI's taxonomy places the organism in Eukaryota, Metazoa, Chordata, Actinopteri, Siluriformes, Trichomycteridae. The record is from RefSeq and is a predicted model, not a curated record. The transcript is spliced from 4 exons.